This is a messenger RNA of Abrus precatorius (Indian licorice), 765 nucleotides long. RefSeq lists its product as uncharacterized. Bases 1 to 765 code for a protein of 254 amino acids. The transcript has a single exon. Lineage: Eukaryota; Viridiplantae; Streptophyta; Magnoliopsida; Fabales; Fabaceae. The record is from RefSeq and is a predicted model, not a curated record.
AUGGAAGAAGAGCAAGCCCAUAUAAUAAAAGACUCCAAUUACAUGGAAUCCCAAGAAGACGACGAAGAAGAGGCACUCUCGCUAUGUGACCUUCCUCUUAACCGCAAUUCAAGAACUCCUAGCUUAGACGACACUUCGUUUAAGAAAAUUCUUCGACCAGAUGGCAGCGAGAUUUUCAACGGCUUCAGCAGCAGCAGCAGCUCCGAUAUGUGCCCCGCCGACGACAUCAUUUUCUGCGGCAAACUCGUUCCCUUCAAAGUCGAACAACCUUUGAAAAAUCUCAUCGUCGAAGAAAGCAAAUCAUCCACGCGCCGCCGGAGAUCCGAGUCCCUCUCUUCCGUGACUCGAUCAAACAGUGUCAGCACGUGCACCAGUUCUCGCCGCGUCAUGAUGAGGAACAGCAAGUCUUUGGAUUAUAGCAGGUUGCGAGAGCCUUCGGCGCCGGAAGUUGAUCGGAAUUCUUCGUCAAGGAGCGUUGGGGCGUCGUCGGAGGCUGCGGCAAAGAAGGCAAUGAAGCCGCGCUGGUACUCUCUGAUGUUUGGGACGAUGAAAGUUCCGCCGGAGAUGGAGCUCAGCGACAUGAAGAACCGGCAGGUUCGCCGGAAUCCGUCGACCACCUUGUUCCCGGGGACGGAUUCUGGCGGGAAGAUGGUCGUGAAUCGGAGCUCCGGCAAGGUGUCGUGGAGGAUACUGAAGGCGCUGAGUUGCAAGGAUCACAGCAGCGUGGCCGUAACGACGUCGUUUGCUUUGCCGCAAGCGUCGUAG